GGACGUAACUCUAAACAACAAGAGGUGAUCUGAAUAGUGCCUUACUAGUGACAUAAUAGAAACAUGACUUUACGGGUACCUGCUGCAUUUUGCAAUAAGUGCAAAACUGAGGUCGUUAUUAGAAAAUCAGAAAUAAUUCGUCGAUUACCUUCAUUUCCAAGAUAUGCUUGCACGGUGGCCUUUGGGCAAGCAUCGAGUUAUCGUAUAAUCUCAAGGUCCCACGCUGUGUUAUUAGGUUGUUGUACAUUUCCCACUGUGACGAAAUGCAGCAGCGUUUCCAUUCUCGCAUAUGUAUCAAGGACGAUUAGGCAGCUCACAUUCUGCCGGUACUAUGCAACUGAAGAAACUAAAGUAAAAGAGUCAAAGUCCGAUACCAAAAAAAGUCUAGUGGAGGCAAGAGAGAACCCUUAUGCUGGAUUAACUGCUGGGCAGAAAGUGAAAGAGGUUGGAAAAGAUGCAACAUACACUGUCGUCAUCGUAGCUGGUAUAGCAGUGACUGUUCUCAUGUUCUACAUGAUUGGCCGAGAGUUGUUUUCUGCUGAGAGUCCAAGUGGAUUAUAUGGAGCAGCACUCAAAGCAUGCCAGAACAAUAUUCAAGUAACAGCAGCCCUUGGAGAACCCAUCAAGGGCUAUGGGGAGACAACUCGACGGGGGCGACGUCGGUAUAUUAGCCACACAGAAUUUGAGGUGAAUGGUGUUCCUCACAUGAGACUAAAGUUCUACAUUGAAGGACCAUAUGGUAAAGCCACCGUACAUGCGGAAAUGAGAAAGGGAGAGAACAACAAAUAUGAAUACAGGUAUCUCAUUGUGGAAACUGAAGGAUAUCCACACAGGACAUUUAUACUAGAGGACAACCGGUGAAAUCUCACCUGUGAAAGCAAGAUCACAUCAUUAUUAUCUAGGCCUAUGCACAACCCUCUCCUCCACCUUUCCCACAAUUUUUUUUUUUUUUAAGGGUAAAAGGAGGGGGAAGCGGGAAAGCAAAUGUAAAUAUACUGAAAUUUUAUCUCCUGUCAUCCAUCACAACAAUAACCAAUAAGAGAGAUUUUAGCACUUGCAGAUGUCAUUUUAUGAUGUAGGAAAUGAGGUCUUGCCCUCUAUCCAUAUAAUGAUAAUAACAGUGUUAGACUGUUUGUAUCUCCCUAAGAAAGUGUAGUUAUUUACACAGAUUUUUAGAAUUAGUAUCUUGAAAUGAAUUACUCAUUUGAAAUAAAAGUUGGCACUUGAAUUAAUUCUAGUUGAGACUGAAUUAACCAGCCAAUUCCCCCAUUAAGUUUAUGGCUUUUAGCAUUAAAUGCUGUUUUUAAAUGUGAAAGUGUGAUAAAAUCCUAAUCUGUAGCAGUGCAUUUGUAAAAAUUAUAAGAUUUAUAAAAAAUCAGAUGGAAUGAUGAAUAAUUAGUGUGAUAAACAGUUAUAAAGAUAAUGUGCAUAUAGGGUUAUUGAAAGACCUAGUAGCUAUGCCAAGUUCUAUUUAAUUUUUAAAUUUUUUUUUUGCACAAUCGUGUUGCUUAUCAUGUCAGUGAGCUCUGCUACAUAGAAAUGCAAUGAUUUAGGACUUCUUGAGGAAUUUCUUUAAAAAAAAGAAAACAGCUUUAGUUUAUGUUUGUCCCAGUUUAGGCUACAUUAAAAUUUUUCUUUAAACUCUGUUUGUUGACAUUGUGUAACAGGUUUUUUUGUACAUGAAGUGCAUAUAACUGCAUGUGUAAAUUGAAAACAUUUGCUUUGUUCAAGCAUUUUUUGUCCAUGGACAGCCAUACAAUAUAUUUUAUCUAGAGAUGGUCUAAAAAAUUAAAAUAUAUAAAUUAUCUAAAUUAACAUGACAGGUACUGUUUUUGGCACAUGCAUGCAUGUGUGUGUAUAGAUAUGUGUGUUGCAGGAGCACAGCUUUUUUUUUUUUUUUUUAAUAUACAAAAUAUUUUUUUAACUUCAGCUAGUUCCAUACAUGUCUACAACCUUGAUUUGAUAAAAUAAGUAUUUUUAACAGGAAAAAUUGUGAUAAAUGGAUAAGUGAAAAACAAAUCUUUAAUAAACUUUGGAGAGUUCCAUUUAUACUGUAAACAA
Pomacea canaliculata is the source of this 2061-nucleotide messenger RNA. RefSeq names its product mitochondrial import inner membrane translocase subunit Tim21-like. The record is from RefSeq and is a predicted model, not a curated record. Gene Ontology annotation, biological process: protein import into mitochondrial matrix. Gene Ontology annotation, cellular component: TIM23 mitochondrial import inner membrane translocase complex. Bases 64 to 861 code for a protein of 265 amino acids. Lineage: Eukaryota; Metazoa; Mollusca; Gastropoda; Architaenioglossa; Ampullariidae. The transcript is spliced from 6 exons.